AUGUUGCGGACCUCCGUGGCUUUUGUUAAGUUGUCUCAGUUAUUUGGUAGAAGUGGAAGGUCGAUAUCAACCUCUCAAUGCCUCCUUGGCAACAAAAUGACUGUUCGUGAAGCCAUCAACAGCGCUUUAAAGGAAGAACUUGAGCGAGAUAAGAGUGUGUUCAUUUUGGGAGAGGAGGUUGCUCAAUAUGACGGAGCAUAUAAAGUGACAAAAAACUUGUGGAAAGCGUUUGGUGACGAUCGUGUCAUUGACACGCCCAUUGCUGAAAUGGGAUUUGCUGGCAUUGCGGUCGGUGCGGCCAUGGCUGGCUCAAGACCUGUUUGCGAGUUUAUGACCUUUAACUUUGCCAUGCAGGCAAUUGAUCAAAUAAUUAACUCAGCUGCGAAGACCCACUAUAUGUCUAACGGGCGGGUCAAUGUUCCAAUUUUAUUCCGCGGAGCUAAUGGCGCAUCGGCUGGCGUAGCUGCACAACAUAGUCAGGAUUACGCACCUUGGUAUGCUAAUUGUCCUGGCCUCAAAGUCCUCGCGCCAUACAGUACUGAAGACGCCAGAGGUCUUACUAAGGCAGGCAUUCGCGACAACGACCCAGUUGUUUCGUUGGAGAAUGAAGUAAUGUAUGGUGUCACCAUGGACACCCCAGACGAGGCAAUGUCUCCCGAUUUCGUAAUUCCGAUCGGCAAGGCUAAGAUUGAAAGAGAAGGGACCGACGUGACUCUUGUCUCUUACUCAAUUAGUGUCGGUGACUGCCUUGAAGCUGCUGAUUUGCUGGCCAAGGAGGGGAUCAGUUGUGAGGUGAUUAAUUUGCGAAGCCUUCGCCCAAUUGACGAUGCUUGCAUUUUCAAAUCAGUCAAAAAAACCCACCACCUUGUCACGGUUGACCGUGCGUGGCCUUCCUGUGGUAUUGGAGCUGAAAUCUGUGCCAGGGUUAUGGAGAGUGACACCUUCCACUACCUGGAUGCUCCAGUGUAUCGUGUGACUGGUGCUGACGUUCCUAUGCCUUACGCUGCAAAUCUUGAAAGUGCCUGCCUAUCCAAUGCCUCGAAUGUCGUCACUACGGUCAAGAAGCUACUUAACCGCAAGUAG
This is a messenger RNA of Mesocestoides corti, 1083 nucleotides long. NCBI's taxonomy places the organism in Eukaryota, Metazoa, Platyhelminthes, Cestoda, Cyclophyllidea, Mesocestoididae. The record is from the annotation of a GenBank genome assembly.